GAACUGCUGCCCACAUGCAGCCCCGGACACAGCCCCUAGCCCAAACUCUACCCUUCUUCCUCGGAGGGGCCCCUCGAGACACUGGGCUGCGGUUGCCUGUCAUUAAGAUGGGCACAGGGUGGGAGGGCUUCCAGCGGACCCUGAAGGAAGUCGCCUACAUCCUCCUCUGCUGCUGGUGUAUCAAGGAACUGCUGGAUUAAUGGUGGCAGGGAACUGCCUCCUCUCCCCACCAGCACCAUGGCUGGCAUCGCUCAGGUGGGCUGGGUAGAGUAAACAGGAGGCAUAGCUGCAGCUUCUGUGGCAGAGCUUGCCUUAGCUUCUCAUUCUCUUCUUUAGCCCCCAGCCCAAUUGCCAUCAAGACUCCUGGGGCCAGCUGUGCUUGACCAAGGAUGGGCCAUAAACAAUGAGUAAAGAGUGAAGUGUGGAUCCCGCUUUGAGCUGUGUCAUCUUGCAGACCUGCCUCAUCUCUGAGCCUCCUUCAUUCCCAACCCCUGCCUCUGGUGGACCUCUGGUGGGCAGGAGCUUGGACUGCUCUGGCUAGGACCCCAGUAAGAUUGUGGCAAGACCUGGCACUCCUCCAAGCUUGGCACAGUGAGCCCACCAGCUCAGAUGGUUGAUCUUACCAUACCCUCAUAGUACCAAGAACAGACUGCCCCUUAAGAUAUCUGUUUGAGAAUCACUGAAUUAUAAAUAUAAUCCAUAG
Nomascus leucogenys (northern white-cheeked gibbon) is the source of this 703-nucleotide messenger RNA. It is a transcript of the gene LENEP, whose product is annotated as lens epithelial protein. The record is from RefSeq and is a predicted model, not a curated record. Gene Ontology annotation, biological process: multicellular organism development. Bases 15 to 200 code for a protein of 61 amino acids. The transcript has a single exon. NCBI's taxonomy places the organism in Eukaryota, Metazoa, Chordata, Mammalia, Primates, Hylobatidae.